CUCACGCGCUGUGGAUUAGGUUUAUAGGGUUUGUAAUCGGUACAUGGUUAUGGCAUGACCACAGACUCAUCUUCUUAGUCAUUCCAUCCAUCCAUCUUCGUUCUCCUCACUCUCUUCUCCCAGCACUUCCCCGGACGUCGAUUCGCAGCUCCGAUCAGGUUAAAAAGAAACUCCCUUCCUCUCUUCUUCCUGAAAAACUCGCGAUUUGUUCAGUGCCGGAGCUGUUUCUAGUGCGCUUUAACUCCUUCGUUGCUGCCCAUCUUCUUGAAUAGGGUUUUCGGCGAUUCGGGGGUGUUAAUUGUUACGGUGUCUUUCGAUUUUUCUUUGUGUGUUACUUGCUUGCACUGUUCCUGUCAGGCUGUGGGAGAAAUUAGAUCUUCGUUUGAGCCAUUUUUCCUUAUAUUGGUUUUGCUUUGUUUCUCGAUUGGUCUUAGUGGGUCCUGGGAUGUACCAAUGGGCAAUGACUAAGAUGGGUCUCUAGUGAAACUUUGUUAUUUUCUAUGGAUGAUACUUGCCAAUAUGCAGUAGUGUUGAAUCUCUUUCUGAUGCUAUAACUUUGGGGUGUAUCUCCUUGAUAGCUUUUGUAUCUUUGAAAUUGGGAAUUCUGUUACUUCAGAGACUGGUUUUCCAAUGUUUGUUUGCAUGUUGGGAAUUCUGUUUCUGAUCUGAUGCUAUAACUUUGGGGUGGAUUAUCCAGGGCUUGGCUGAUUCUGGUGCAAGUUAGGUGAUCUGUCAAAUGAAUUUCGCCAUUCCUUACAUUGCUCACCAAAACCUUAAUGGGUUUGAUUAUGUUUAUGCUGUUAAUUCGACAGGUCAUUUAAUAUUCAGUCAACCGUGUUGGAGUCCUCUGUUGUGUGAAAUCUUGGUUGUCCGCUGUGCUAGAUGAAUAUUCUGCACUAGUAUUGCUAGGGCUGCCACGUAUUGUGCUUGCAUCAGAUUAAGUUAUUGGUGUUUGCUGAUCAAUCUUCAUCUGCUUCCGUCAUUGUCUUUCAGUAAUGCCUUGCACGCUCGGACUUGUAACGAUUAUUGCGUUCUGUUGUUUGUUUGGAAAAUGACAUUGGUGUGCAUUGUGCGUGCAAGUGUGUAUUUGUCCCAGUCAGGUCAGCCCUUUAAACUGUGGAGAAAUUGUUUGACUCGGUGGUAACAGCAUUGUGAUGAAAAGUGAAGGCACUCUAUCGUUGAAGUUCUGACAGCUGAUUCUUCAUACUAAAAGCUCAAGAUUGUAUUGAUGCAAGAGUACCAUAUUAUAGUAUUCACCUAGUUGGAAUCUGUACAGCAUAGGCAUGGUUUUUAAUUGUGAAUAUGUAUAUGAAGGUGCAUUUCCGGAGCAUUCUUUUGUCUUCGUAAAUUGCGAUGAACCUUCAGUUUGAAGGAUUAUUGAACGCUGUAGGAAUCAAUAAUCGCUGCUAUCGAAGCUAUAAUAGGUCUUUGGGAAGAUUGCAACUCUCACAGCGCCCCAGCAAGCUUAAGCUGCUGGCUAUAUAACAACAAUACUGCCUUUGAUUGGUUUCUAUCAUUUGAAGUCAACGCAAGUGUCUGGACUAAUUCUAAAUGCCCUCUGUUGUGCCCGGAGCGGAGAUAGACUUCUUGAAAGAAUUAUGCUUGAAAGAGACAACAAUUUUAAGAGAAACGGUUUUAAUGGUUAUGGUAUGCUGAAUAAUAACGAGAAUUGGCCUUCUUUUAGUAGCUAGUCAUGAAAAGAAAAUAUGAGAUGAUGGUCGAUUUGAGUCGAGAUUCUUUUGAGGGAUACUGGUAAAAAACACCAACUACUGUGCAGUCAGUAAAAGUGACCGUCUAUCUAUAGUGUGGCUACGGUUCAUAUUUGUCGAAGGAAUUUGCUUUUAGGUUGACAGGCUUUUCCUGUUUUGCUUAUAUGCCUAUGAUGGCCUCAGAUUUCCUUACGGUUACGAUGUGGGCGAGUGGCUAUUGUCUUGAUUUCUUCCAACGUGUAGCUUGAUGUAUGCAUUUGCCAUCUCAUUACUGGAUUGGUAUAGCUGGUUAUUGAUUUUUAUUCUACAUUUCAGGUGCGCUGCAGUUGUUUUUCUGUUUCUGGGUUGGCAUGUCAAAUGAUUUUGUUUCACAACUGCUACCAAUCAGGAGCAUCCAAAUGAGCCAUCAGCUAGAUCACAUUUCAGACAAGUUGAGCCCUUCAAAUCAGAUGGGUUUUGGAUCAGGCGCUUCCUUACAUGACUCUUCAAUGCAACAAGUAUCUAUUCCCAGCAUACAAAUGGGAAUGGUAGGCUCAUGUCCCAGUGAUGCAGCUUCACAGCAGACAUUAGUUUCUACAGGAAUCGGAACUACUGUAGUUAGCAACGCCAAACAAGAGGUUAAACAGCUUGAUCCAUAUGCAGCUUCGCAGCAGACAUCAAUCUCUACAGGAUAUGGAACCACAGUAGUCAGCAACAGCAAACAAGAGACUAAACAGAUCGAUCCAUUUUCCUAUAAUAUGACAUCUGGGAACUUCCAUAUAACUGAUAAGAAGCCCAGUGCCAUGGGGUCCAUGUUGCAGGAUAUGGAACCACAGCAGUUAGCAACAUCGAACAAGAGAAAGGCACCAAUGGGAGCUGCUGUAUCUCAGAACCCUGUGCCCCAGAGAUUUACAGCUCCCAAGCGGUUUACUCUGAAUGAACAUAGGCCAUGGAUUCAGCCGAUAAUGCCUAUAACAAAUAAACCACCUGUUCAGAUGCAGUCUACUUCUUACACCCCGUCAUCCCAGCAACUGCAAGGGCCUCCUAGAAAGACUGCACCUACUAAAACUGGGACACAGAGUACAACAUCUGUGCAGAGAAGUCAAUCUGGUCAGAUGAAACCACCCCCGAAAGUAAAGAGUGAUUCAGUUGAUUCUGUUAGGUCCAAGUUGAGAGAAUCAUUAACUGCUGCACUUGCUCUGGUGCAAGAUAAGGCACUUGAUGGUGGAAAAGACAAGAGUCGAGCCAUACGUUUGUCGCCAGAACUGCCAUCCAGUUCUAACUGUACCAAUAUAUCUUCAGAAACAAAGGUUUCUUUUCCAGAGAACGGCAACAUUCACAACACAAAGCAAGAGGUUGACUUAGUACAGAACUCACAGACUGGUAUGCAGGAACAGCUACCAGGGAAUGCGUUUAGCAUUGAUGAUAUUCCAUUUAGUGACAACUUUUUUGUGAAAGAUGACCUUCUUCAGGGUAAUGGACUCUCGUGGGUACUAGAUUCCGAAAUGGAGUUGAUAGAUGAAAGCAGCAUUGGUCCAAACCCGCCAGAUCAAGAUGGUGGUUCUAAGCUGGUCCAGAACCCUGAAAUUUUGGCAUCUAAGAUCGAAGGUGAACUCUUCAAGUUGUUUGGAGGAGUGAAUAAAAAGUACAAAGAGAAAGGCAGGUCUCUUUUGUUCAACUUGAAGGAUCGUAACAACCCAGAAUUGAGAGAAAGAGUCAUGUGUGGUGAAAUCUCCCCAGAGAGGUUAUGCUCCAUGACUGCUGAGGAACUUGCUUCGAAGGAGCUUGCUGAAUGGCGUAUGGCAAAAGCAGAAGAGCUUGCCCAGAUGGUUGUUUUACCAGACUCAGAUGUUGAUAUCAGAAAGCUUGUGAGGAAAACACAUAAAGGUGAGUUCCAAGUUGAGGAUGAACAUGAUAGGGAUGUCGUCUCAGCGGAGGAUGCUGUUGGGACAAAUUUCCUCAGUCAGCCGCAGCAACAAGCCAAAUUGAAUGAAAAAGAAUCAUCUCCUCCAUCGAAGGGCGAGAAAACAAAUGACAGAGAAAUAAACAGACAGGGCCAGGAUGCUUCUUACACUCGCACUAUUCCUUCUACUACUGAAGGAUCUGAUUUUAUGCCAGGGCUUGUGGUGGAUGAUGAGCUCAAAGAUGCCACAUUUCUUCCUCCAAUUGUUUCCCUUGAUGAGUUCAUGGAAUCACUCGACGCAGAGCCUCAAUUCCAACGCUUGCCAGGGGAUGCUGGAAAGCAAACAACCCCAGAAAAGGAUGAUGAUUCACAGAUUGGCUCGGAGACCAAGUCUCCUGUUGCCACUCCAAAAGAUCCUGCGGUCAGUUCUCCUUAUAAGGCCAGAAAUGAUCUGGAAAAUGUGAGUUCGGAUGCUGCUGAGGAACCCAGCAAGGAUGAUCUUGUGAAAUCAGAUGCUGCCCCACGUCCUACUCUUGAUGCUGUGAUUAAAGGCGAACGUGUCUGGGAGGGCUCAGUGCAGCUCAAUGUUUCAGUUAUGGUGUCAUUCGUAGGCAUCUUUAAAAGUGGGGAGAAAACACCAUCGAAAGAUUGGCCUAACUCUAUCGAGAUAAAGGGCCGAGUGAAGCUUGAAGCAUUUGAGAAGUUCCUGAAAGAGCUCCCAAUGUCCAGGACUCGUGCUGUUAUGGCGGUUCACUUUGUGUGCAGGGAAGGAUCGACUGAAAGUGACAAAGCAGACGUUGUCGAGGUCGCAGAGUCUUAUGUAGUAGACGAAAGAGUAGGUUUCGCGGAGCCAGCUUCUGGAGUUGAGCUCUACUUAUGCCCACCUCACUCAAGGAUAUGCGGCCUGCUGAGCAAGGUCCUCCCGCAGGACCAAAUGCACGCCCUAAAUCGUAUUGAGAAUGGCCUAAUUGGUGUUGUUGUAUGGAGAAAACCUCAAAUAAUAUCACCCCACCAUAAGCAUAGUACCAAAGACUCAUCGAAAAAGCAGCACUCAUCGUCGAAAAAUCGCAACCCAAAACACCACUCUGCUCUUCCUCCCCCUCCACAACACCUCCAUUCUAGGCCUCCACCAAUUAGUGUUGAUGUUGAUGAUGUGCCACCUGGGUUUGGUCCUCCGUCAACGGUGACUGGAGGAUCAUCCCGGGACGAGGAUGACUUGCCUGAGUUCAAUUUCAGUAGUAAUGCAGCAAAUAGGCCGCCGGGUUUCCCUGGUGGUCGGAGUUUUCAGCCAUCGAACUCCCCUCGCGGUCCUGUUGUAGAUCAAAUGAGAGAUCUUGUACAUAGAUAUGGACAGCCCGGUGUGGGUUCUUCUCCCCUGAAAAACUGGGCAGAUAGUAGGGUUCCCGUACAAACAUGGAAAGACGACGAUGAUAUGCCAGAGUGGCGGCCUGAUGAUGCCCAGCUUCAUGUGGCUGGGCAUCGUCAGCCGGCGGCGGUACGCGGUGGCAAUAUGGUUCAGCAGCCAGUUGUUCAAGUGAUGAACCCUAUUGUUCAUCAACAUACUGGUGCAGUGCCGCCGCAAUGGUGGCCCCAGCAACAACACGGUGGUGGGUUGGCUGCUCCAGAUUUGGGGCCUCAUGGUGUGUAUCAGCAGCAGCAACAAUCUAAUGGAGGACAGCUUUAUGGCGGGCAGCAAUGGUCAAGAGAUGUAUCUAAAAGUAGAGGCUUUUAGCUUUUUCCCUUCAUUUCUGUAAAUAAAUUUGUUUCCUUUUG
Molecule: messenger RNA, 5364 nt
Organism: Linum trigynum
Lineage: Eukaryota; Viridiplantae; Streptophyta; Magnoliopsida; Malpighiales; Linaceae
Source: the annotation of a GenBank genome assembly